CCCCAGUGAGGCCUCUCCAAGGAGACUUCAGGAACUGAAAGCCUGUCCACUCGGAACCUGGAACCCAAGAACACUGCUUGAGGAGUACUUCUAAAGCAGAGAGCUCUCAUGGCACCCAAAUGGAACCAUCCCAAUGACUCUCGGUCUUCUAAGGAGUCACCGCCUUCCAAGGAGCUACCACCUCUUUAUACCAGUCCUCAAACAGGAGCACACGGGUCAUCCCAGCCAUACCGUGUGUACACCCAAGUCACACCAGUGAUCCAGACCAACAUGUUCACUGGAGUGCCGAGGGUGACAACUUCCAUGCCGAUGCAGACCAUAUGUCCCUUCUGUGGGAGCCACAUCAUCACGGUGACAACCCCUGUCCCAGGCAUCCUCACCUGGCUGCUAUGCAGUGGCCUCUUUAUAUUUGGGUGCUUCCUGGGCUGCUGCUUCCUCCCCUUCUGUGUGCGGAGCCUCAUGGAUGUGAGGCAUUCCUGUCCUGUGUGCCAUCAGGAACUCUUCCACCAUCACCGCCUGUGACCUGCACUAUAAACAGCAAUGAAGAA
Molecule: messenger RNA, 548 nt
Organism: Peromyscus maniculatus bairdii (prairie deer mouse)
Lineage: Eukaryota; Metazoa; Chordata; Mammalia; Rodentia; Cricetidae
Gene: Litafd
Product: LITAF domain containing
Biological process (GO): regulation of cytokine production
Cellular component (GO): cytoplasmic side of lysosomal membrane; nucleus; cytoplasmic side of late endosome membrane
Molecular function (GO): zinc ion binding
Source: RefSeq, a predicted model, not a curated record